CUGCUUGUUUCGGAGGGCGACACUCCAGAGAUUACUCUGAGGAAGUGCCAACAGCCAGCGUUUCUUAAUCCGCUCUCGCCCGCCUCCGCCCCCUGCGCUGCUCUAGACACACACCCCAAUAUAGAAUGACAGCACAGUGCCACAGUUUAAAUGACGCUGCCUCUGUCUCUUUGGAAGGACAGGUCCUUCAGGAAGCACCAGGCACAACAACCGUCUACCCUUGCGAAAAACGUCUUCAUCAUGGCAUAUAAAGGAGCACAUUUGGCUUUCAAGUCACGCUGGCACAAAACAGAUGAAGAACUCUGUCGCCACAGCAUGUCCUUUGACUUGCAUAAGGCAAUCCAGAAUGACUUCUUUCAGAGUUACCUUUAUCUGCUGGAAAAGCUUCCUCUGGUGAAACUUUACGCUUUAACAAGUCAAGUUAUCAAUGGGGAGAUGCAGUUCUACGCCAGGGCCAAACACUUCUACCAGGAGGUACCAGCCACAGAAGAGGGCAUGAUGGGAGACUACAUUGAGCUCUCCAAUAUAGACGUUGAAUCCUCCAGGGAAUUUCUCAGGAAGUUUGUUGGGGGGGUGGGGAAAGCCGGCACCAACCGCGCCCUGGACUGCGGCUCUGGGAUAGGUCGGAUCAGCAAGCAUGUCCUGCUACCAGUUUUCAAGAGCGUGGAACUGGUGGAUAUGAUGGAGAAUUUUCUGGCUGAGGUCCCGAACUACCUGCAGGGCAAGGAGGACAGAGUAGAGAUGUAUUAUUGCAAAAGCCUCCAGGAAUUCACUCCAGCCCCACAAAGAUAUGAUGUCAUCUGGAUUCAGUGGGUUUCAGGCUAUCUGACAGAUAAAGAUCUCCUGAAGUUUCUCAUCCGGUGCCAGAACGGCUUGAAGGAUAAUGGUGUUAUCAUUCUCAAGGACAAUGUAGCCAGGGAGGGCUGUAUCCUGGAUUGUCUGGAUAGUAGUGUGAUCCGAGACCUCAACAUCCUCCACAGCCUCAUUGAAAUGAGCGGACUCACCAUCCUACGAGAGGAGAGGCAGGAGGGAUUCCCUGAGCAGUGUGUCCCUGUCUGGAUGCUGGCCAUGCAGAAAAGCCCUGGCCAUUCCUGACUGCAUAAUGUGAUGGCAGAUACUGGACUAUGAAUGAACCACAGGACUGGGGAGGAGAAAGGGGAAGAAAAGCAUCUGCUGGAAUCCUACUAACCAUGUACUGCUACUACUGUUACUGUAGGGCAGGAUCAGGGGAGAAUUAAAAUUGAGCCAGCUUCUCCAGGGAAUAGUCUGCUUCUAAAUCCUGCCUGUUUCAUCAUACCCUCUGUUUUUAAAAGCCUUUCUAACAGCUCCUUGUGAGAUUUCUCUUUCAUUGAAGAGUCAAUGCUAUGACAAAACUCAACUAAUAGAAAAUAAUUAGGUCUGAAGUUUCUGUAGUGGCUAAUACAUUUUAGAGUGCUCUCUAUGAGGGGUUAAGAAAUAAGCCUGUUUUUUACUAUGGCACUUAAAUUUUCUUGGAAGUUAAGAAGGAUCUGUCAGAUCACUGAAGCAGGAUAUUCAUAAUAAUAACUGCUGGAAAACCUAACCCAACUUUUGACUGUCAUCACUAUCUGUACUUUAAAAAUAUUUAUAUCUAAAAUGUAAGGAAAGUUCUAUCCAUUCAUUGGCAUCAGCUAUGCAAAUUUUUAUUUUUUAUUUUUUUGCUUUUCAGUCAGUUAGGACAAUGAGACAACCUGGUAAUUUUUCUUUCCUUUCCUUUUUAAUGACUACUUUAUCUUCCUUCUGUUUCUGCAAUAGAACAAUAGUGGUGCAUAAGGGUUUUCACACUCCAGGGAAAAAUGUAGAUGACAUAUAUGCAUGUUUGCAUUGAAAUUUUUGAAAAGAUUGCCCCACAAUCCACUUUCUGGAAAAUAUUUUUUCAAAAUGUUCGCAGUGGAAACCACUUGAAAGCAUCUCUUUAUUAUUCAUACCACUGUAAAUUUCUUUCUUUCCCACAUUCAGAACAAGUCUGGCUCCAUAUGCAGAGCUAAUGGGAUUUCAUGGAGUGUUAAUAGUAAGACUGUAAGAAGAACUAAUACAGUAUUGUAUUAAUUAACAACUGUACGAAACUGCAGAGUGUGUUAGUGUAACCCAAAAGCAUCUAUGAUUUAUAUUCAAACAGCAGCUGUAUAAGCCUGGAUUUGACAAUACUAACACACAUACCAUCUCCUUAGGGCUCACAGAAAUUACACAUUGAGCUUCUUGUCCCCUUCAUAAAGGCACAGAUAGUGCUGUGGGAGGACAGAGUUCAUUUUGCAAAGAUUUUCAGAAUAUGAAAUUCUUCAAUAUGAAUGAGUACAAGAAGAGGCAAUUUUGAAAUUCUCUGGAAAGGAAAACCACACAACCACAGACCUUUCCAAACUGAUUAAAAUUUUUCAUUUGGACAAAAUCAAAUGUUUCUUUUGAGUUCAACUUUUAAAACAAUUUGCAUUUAAAAAGUUUGUUAUUAUAAAGCAGCAAAAAGUAAAUGAAAUAUGGCAUGUUCAAAAUUUUAGAAAGGAAACCUAAUAUUAGAAUGGACUGUUCUGACUCUGUCAGUAUUUUUUUCUUGUUUUAUUCCCUUGGAAUGUAGUUCUGGCAAAACUUACCAGACUUUUUAAAGAGUUGCUUUACGACAAACCUGCAUGUUCUAAUGGAAAGGGGUUCUAUAAAGCAUCCUCCACAUGACUGUAUGCACAAUUGUCUUUGUGAAAUAUUGUCAUCUGUGUUAGAUUAACUCACAUAGAAGCCUGAAGAUAACAAGAUCAGGGAACCUCUCAGCUGGAUUUUAGUACUGUUUGCUAUCCUUUGAUAACAAAUCUCCAGUUUUGUUUUAAUUGCAUAGCUCAUCUUCUCUAGCAAUAUGGUUGCAUAUGUUGAGAAUUUCCAAUUUAUGGCAUAGGGCUUCCUGCAGUCAAAUCUUAUCCAGUAAUUGUUCUCUUAAUGUGCCAUUACUAAUUGUAGCAUUAAGGAAAACAACCCUGGUGAUUUGUUGAAUAUUCUGGCGUGUCAUAUAACCUAGAAACCUAUGGUUCCCAUGACACAGAUGCUUCUGGAAUGUUUUGGCUAAUUUUUCCAUUCUAAUCAACUGGUAAUGGGCAUAAAUUUAGCAUAUAAUGUUAAAAACCCUAGGUGAAUACUUUGUUCUGGAAUUGUCCCCCAGACUAAGUGCUUCAAAUUCCCUUUAAGCCACUACAAUGCUUUCAUUCUACCGAAACUGCUAAAAGCUGAUGCAGUGAUUGGGUGAAUAUGUGCAGAAAUUUGAAGGAAAACCAGUCACUUGUUUUAUAGGAAAGAGGCAUCAGCCCUAUAGUUAGCAACACCGAUUAGCAAUAACAGACAAAUAUUUAAAGGAUCUAGAUACAGAUUACAAAUUAAUUUGUUCUUCACCAUUUUUAUUUCCUGCCAGAGACAUCUGCCAUGGUGCAGAGUACUUGGAGGCUGCUGGAGAACCUAAUACAAUCAUGUCUGUGCCAUGCAUAUCUGAAUGGUGUUGGUUGCUACAAUGGCAAGAGAACGGCAUUGUGGAAAUAGGGAGUGCAGGCAGUUUUGUCCUGUGUCCCCCAGCAGACUUCAUUCCCUACACAAAGGAGAGAAAUACCAUCUCACAAAAGAUGUUUGAGCACAUCAUUGCUGUGAUCUGAACCAGCCACGCAACAUCCAAGACAGGUCUCAAAGGAUUUGCAGUACAGAAAGGAGCGCAUGGUAAUCCUUACUGUAGAAGGGGAAGCAGUGGCCCAGAGCAUUGUAUCACUGAGUAGCCAAGUUGGGAACCACACCUGAAUCAAUUGUAUUUUUGGUCAAAGCAGCCACUUCCCUGCAAGUACAACAGGUAUGUUUUUCACAGGCUGGAUAUUGGUUUUCUUUGGCAUGCCAUUUGCUUUCUGUACACAAGGGAGCUGGGAAUGACAGAACAAGCAGUCCUCAGCCAGGGCCUCACUGCUGCUGAGGCAGAGCAGGGUCUGCAAGGAGAGUGUCUCAGUACGGGAGGACAGAAGUUCCAGCCAGGACAGCUGAGAUGCCCAUACCAAAGCAAUUACUGUACGGGAGAUGCUGACUGGCUGGAAGAACCUGUUCAUUCUGGAUCUGUAAUGGAGCCUGUGAGGAGCUCAGCUUCCUGGUGUGGAAGAAGGACAGUCAUAGAGUCUCGUUCAAAGGCCAGGACCCCCCUGUGCUUUGCCACGUCCCUAAAGAAUGUCCCAGAGAUUUCCAAUCCAACUGGCCAAUACUCUACCCAAGUCAAGAAUGGCUCACGAUCCCCUUCAGCAGAGGUCUGAGCUUCAGCCUGCUCGUGUCCUGGAGAAGACAUAAGGUGGCUUGUGUCAUGAACAGAUCUGCCUGGGGUCAAUUUCAGUCUGAGAAGAUGUCUUGAAGGACAGGAUCAUCACCCACUUGUGAGGGGGACCAGUGUGGCUGCUUAAAUUGUCUAUUCUAGUGUUUGCUUUGCAGACUCCAGGAUUCUGGCCAGCUGGAGCAGCGGAGGCUGCCAAGUCCCUCAGGUUGAUGGAGCCAGCAGGCUGCUCCACCUGACUGUCUGGAAGCAUUCUUUUGCUCUCUUGGGAGGUUCCCAGCGCGUCUCCAUUUCCUCUGAAAGAAGGUUCACCCAGGAUUGCCAGCAUCUAUAUCAGGUCUUCUUUCCAUGGGUGCUGAGGCUGCAAAACCCAGAGCCCCAUGGCCCUUCUUUGCACUGUUUUAGCCAUCUUCCAGCUGCACAAGGCCUGAAAAUUUCAAAAAAAUAGCUAAGUAGGCAGAUGAAAAGACACAGGCUCCUGGCUAGUGCUAUAGCUGCAAUAUAGGGAUAGAGAGGAUGAUCUCAGGAAUUCUUUGUAUCUCACAGCCUGAUGAGAACAGUAACAACCCAUGGUUUUCUGCUUUUCUAAAUGAGGAGAGCCUCUUUGUCAACAACUGAGAAGAUCCUGAAGAAUACAGGUUGUGCAAGGAGGUAACAAGGGGACAGCUGAAGUUUAUGUUGUUGUUAAGUUUAUAUGCUAAUCUCAGGAAUGAUAUGCUGAAAAUGUAAAUCCUUUGCAAAUGCUUAUGAAUCUCUGGUAUUUGGGUGCUCUGCAGCAGAGAUGCAAAAACACAAAAAAGUUUUUACCAGUUGAUCUCACCAUGUGGCUCUCAUCUAGUGCUCUGUUCUGUCUGAUUCUUGCCUGGGAUGGUGUUCAAAGCAAGUGGGAUUUUCAGAAGUGAUCCGUAUAGGGGAGAGUAAGAAAAUUCCUCUUUUCCCCUUCUGCCCCAUCUAAACAGCUUGCUCUAACUGCACCUCCCUUUCUGAGUGCCCUUCCCAAGUACAAAUGAAAGUUGUUUCUACACAACACUUUGAAACAGAGAUAAGGACUUGCACAUCAACAAUGCUGAUAGUUCUGUUAUCUAUCUGUAGUCAUGCCCUGCUGUUGUGCUGCCUAAUGGGUAGUGUGUUCCCUUCCUAUGUUUCAGUCUUGUUUUAGACCUCCAAGUCCUAUCCUACGUGUGUACACAGCAGUGAGGUACAGCCCCAGAAGUGGAGAGGAGAGCAGAGAAAGGAGGUGGAAAAAAGUGCCAGAAACAGGCCUAGGAAGUUCAGGGAAUGCAUGAGCAAUACCGUUAGUGUGUGCUUCUGAAAUGGGGUGAAAUGUAUAAUAUGUAGCAAAAAGCAGCUUUGCUGGUUCUGGCUGACUUGCACAGUAGGUCUCUUUUAUCCGCUUUUAAUGUGUGAGAUGUUCACCCUGCUGAGGAACUUCGUCACUUUUUGUUCAGCUCAGUGGAGCUUUUCACACAUAGAAAAGACAUGCAAUUCCAUGCGCUUUCUCUCUUCCUUAAUGCAGAGGUUCCCAAACCAUGGUGAAGAUCCCUGACAGCCUUCUUUAUGUCUUUUGGAGCCUUUACACUUUUAUUGUUCAGCUUUGAAUAGAGAGUCUUUGAGAAGAGUUAGUUCUCCAGACUAGCUACAAACUUUUAUAGCUUUACCAACCAUAAUGGGUCAAGGGCGAGGAGUCCUGUUUUGGCCAAGAAGGUGCUGAUUUCAAAUCAGAAUCUCAUUAUUUUCUCUUUGAUUUUUGAAAAACAAGGAGUUCUGCUGAAGAGCUGCAUGUAAAAAGGAGCUGAGGAUUAACGAAGAAGCAAAGAGGAGGUCUUUUUUUGCUUACGUGGAAAGGAAGAAAAAAUGAAGCAGCUGCUUGUGGAAACAUGGAAGGUCUCCAGUAUAAUGAAUAACAAGAAUAAUUUCAGCUAUAUUUUCAGAGAUCGGAACAGUGUUUAUAUGCAAAUAUUAUCUCAGAAGGUAGUGGAAAAAUCAGUUUUCCUAACAUUGGCUGGAAAACAGAAUUUGCAGUUCUGGAAGACUUACGAUUUCUAUAGGAACCAAAUGAGAUGAAGUAGAAAGACUUAACAGAGGUGAUUAAAAAGAGCUUAUUUUGUACUGAAAGCAAGCUUUCUACCUGAAGGACAUUAAUUACAUAGGGAGCAAAUGGCUUUCUAGCGAGUUUAAAGGUGUCAGCUGCCUUCAGGGGUUAAGCCACAACAAAACUAUGCCAGUAUCUGCCCCUUAGUAACUCUGUGUAAGAAAGCCUUAGAGAGCUGAGCUAGAGAGCAGAGCACUGUCUUGGAGGAACCGUAGAUGAUGCGUCUGAUCUGGUGUAAAUCAAGCUUACCCUACCUGAAUUUUGGGGUCCUGUUAAUACUGGAAUGCACACAAAAGAAACCUUACUUCAUAAAUCAAGAAAGAGCCUUCACUAUUUUCCCUUGUUUUGAACAAAGGUGGUGUGGGCAGAACACUUCAACCACACUGUCUGAUGUUUGGGAAUUUAAACAAUAGAAAGAAUUAAGGAUGUUAUCUUGCAUUAAGGAUUUGCCUAAUUUUGUGUUUUGUUUUGGUUAUUUUAGCAAUAAUAAGGUUGUGGUUACUGUACUCACCUUCCCAAAAAACAGAGCCAUCACAAACAAGCAAGCUCCUUCCUCUGCAGGGCUAUUUCCGUUUUAUUUUAUUUUAUUAGUGAGCUAAAGAAAAGCUUUGAUCUACUCUUCUGCUUGAUAUCUAAUGAGGCGUUUUCAUCAAACUCUGCUCCUGAUUGAACUCAUGUUAAUCUCAGCAAGAUUCACAUAGACAGAUGUUCUUGUGUUUCUGGGCAGUGGCAUGGGAUCUUGUAAUUCCACCUUGCUGGUACGAGCUCCGUGGACACCACUGCAGGGACAGAGACCUUUCUGUAGAAAAUUCAUUGCAGGUUUGGAGCGUAAGAGCAAGUACAUUUAGCCUGAAGCACAAUUAAUUAAUGCAUGAUUAAAUCUUACUUAUGUGUGUUGGUCCUUCUCCCACUGAAGCUGAUGGCAAAUCUCCCAUGGAGUUCAGCAAAGUGGGAUGGAAUCUAUACAGAAAUUGUUUUUCCCAGAACAACUUUGCAAUAACCAGUGGGUUUGCAAACUCCUCACUCUGACACAUUGAAACAAUUUAGGACUUUCAUUCCAUUUUGCUUUAAUUGGACUUACGCUGCAUCUAAGUCUUCCUAAGUGGGUUGCUCUGCCUAAAAUAUGUGCAGGCAUGUUUGCACUCUCUGAGGGAACGUGGUGGUUAAACUAGAAGGCGAGGUUAUGUUAGCAAGGAUAUUUUCUUUUUAUACUGCUUCCAAAGGCAACCCUGUUUUGGGCUCACCACUCUGGCUUGACCGCUCUGUGCCUCUCCAUCCCAAAUCAUGCUGGGAUUUGAUGAUAAAGCACAUCCUCUUUCCAGGAGCCAAGCCAACCCCUACAUCCUAACUCACUGGUGUUCUGGUACCUUAGGCACUUUGUGGUCAGAAGGCAGACUGCAAACGUGGGUAUUAGCCGUGGUGAUGCUGGAAUGUCCAAACCCUCUGUAGGAAGAGAAGUUUCUUAUAGAGCUGUUGUUGCCCAGUUGAUUGUCAGUUCCUUUGUUUUUAUGUUUCUCAGACUGUGUCAGCCGAGAUAGCUCUUAGCUGGAUCCCAGCACUUACACGGCCUGAUUUGGUUCACAUAUUCCGUAAAAGUUUUCCAUCUCUAACCAAGGAAUUUCAGAUCAGGGUAAAAAUGUGAGUAAAUCAGAGCUGGCAUCUGUCCCAGACAUAUCAAUUCCCUUAAUUCCCUUUUUCCUGUGGCUUUGGGACAAUCAAAAUAGGGAAUGUUUCCAUUGCUAUACCUUUAUGAAAGUACAAUAUGUGAAUGCUAUAUCCUGAGUGCAUCUAGUGUGUUUCCUUACUUUGGUCGUUACCAACUGCACAGCUUUCUCUGGCAAUUAUGUGAAACGGAGCACUGCAAUAGAGUAAAUCUUUUGGCAGGGCUUGGCUCCAGGGAAGAUCAAAACCUCCAACGUGACAGUUAAUGAAACAAGGAGAAAGAAGAGGGAAACUAUCAGUCCCAGCCAGCCAACACUAACAGAGUCCGAAGGCAGCUGGCGGUGCCAAGGUGUCUGCUUGCAAGGUUGGGAGAGAGUUGGGGGGGCUGUACAGAGGGCUGCACCAAGGCAGGUUUUGUUCCACUUCAGGUGACUGAGGAGCAGUGGAGACAAGUCAUCCUGUCCAAGGAUGGUUGGGUGCAGGUGUUGAUUGCAUACUGUCUUUUUUUUAAGAGACAGAACAAACCGGCAUUAUUCUGCAUCCCUUGGGCAAUGGUACUUUGUCCUGGAGCUGACCUGGCUGGAGUACACGGGAGCAUGGCAUGGAUCCAGGGAUAUAGUCUGAGUGCACAGGUAUUGCAAGGACAGCACGAAGCGAGCAACACAGAGCACCUGGAGAGACGACCAGUGCCCUUCAGUGGGCAGCCUAAAGGAGUUAAAGACAAAAUGUGGCAGUCUGCUGCACCACCAGCCAUAAAGCGGAGCAGAGAGCAAGGGCCUCCUGUAACGAGCCUUUUUAUCUCUAUAGCAAUGUUUUGCAGGCUGUGAUCCAUGGGCCUUCGGUGGUCCAUAAAACAUCCAGUGGUGGCUCAUGAAACAAUAGUGAACCCUCUCUUCUCCCCUCCAGUGGCCACAGAAACAAGCACACAAGUUAAAUGGGAGAAAAUAAAAGCUACUAUAGAUUAACUUUCAAAUUGUAGUCUUUUGUUUAUUUGAAUUACUAUGUUAAAAAUAUACAAGUUGGUCUUUGGAUUUUUUUUUUCUGAAAAAAGGUUAAUCCUUGGACUUGAGAAGAUUAAGAAAUGUGGCUCUGAGGGUGCUAUUUUUGGAGCCAAUUACAACAGCAUUGAAAUGUUGAAAGAUUCCUUUUGUUUGUUGAAAGAUUAGGCUGAAGCCCUUCAGUCUAUAAAAGAAUAAUAAACCCUAGUGGGAUAAAAUCCUUCACUGCAG
Molecule: messenger RNA, 9268 nt
Organism: Cygnus olor (mute swan)
Lineage: Eukaryota; Metazoa; Chordata; Aves; Anseriformes; Anatidae
Gene: NTMT2
Product: methyltransferase like 11B
Exons: 10
Coding region: 151-1095 (314 amino acids)
Biological process (GO): N-terminal protein amino acid methylation
Cellular component (GO): cytoplasm
Molecular function (GO): N-terminal protein N-methyltransferase activity
Source: RefSeq, a predicted model, not a curated record